UGAACCAAACUAAAUUACACUAAGGAAAGCAAAAAAUCACACUCACAAUAAUGUUUAUCCACACCCUCUUUAUCCUCUCCCUCCUUUUCGCCUCCUCCCACGCCUUAGAUUUCUGCGUGGGCGACCUCUCCCUUCCGCCGGGGCCGGCGGGCUACCCCUGCAAGAAAUCCACAUCGGUGACCGAAAACGACUUCGUUUAUUCCGGCCUAGCCGCCGCCGGGAACACCACGAACAUCAUCAAGGCCGCCGUGACCCCGGCCUUCGACGCCCAAUUCCCUGGCGUGAACGGGCUCGGGCUGUCCGUGGCCCGCCUCGACAUGGCCGUCGGCGGCGUGAUUCCGCUCCACACCCACCCCGGCGGCUCGGAGAUCCUCGUCGUCACCGAAGGCACCGUGGCGGCCGGAUUCGUGUCGUCGUUCGAUAAUAAGGUGUACUAUUUCAAGACACUUAAGGUAGGGGACGUCAUGGUUUUCCCACAAGGAUUGUUGCACUUCCAAAUAAACGCCGGGAAAACCAAAGCCACGGCUUUUGUGUUCUUCAGUACCCAAAACCCAGGCCUCCAAAUCACAACCUUCGCGUUGUUUAAGAAUGAUUUGCCGACAGAGAUCGUGGAAACCGUCACUUUCCUGGACGAGGCUCAAAUCAAGAAGCUCAAGGGUGUCCUCGGCGGCACCAAUUAAUCUCAGUUUCUUAAUUAGAUCGAACAAAUUAUUCUGUUCUGGCCGUGCAUGCCCACGCGCGGUUAUGUCUUUCAUUCAUUUGCAGUGUAGUGUUUAAUUUCCUUCUUUAAUUUGUGUAUUUUGUUGAGAGUCCAAUUUGUUUGAAUUGGCAUGCAAUGGGAUGUAUUGUUCUUUUCUACCAAGUUGUAUUGCCUUAUUAUAUUUUCAAGCUUUUGGGAGAGGAGUGCAAUAAUAGUUCCAAUCUUGAAUCACUA
Ipomoea triloba (trilobed morning glory) is the source of this 934-nucleotide messenger RNA. Its product is annotated as auxin-binding protein ABP19a-like. NCBI's taxonomy places the organism in Eukaryota, Viridiplantae, Streptophyta, Magnoliopsida, Solanales, Convolvulaceae. The coding region runs from base 51 to 680 and encodes 209 amino acids. The transcript has a single exon. The record is from RefSeq and is a predicted model, not a curated record. Gene Ontology annotation, cellular component: cell wall. Gene Ontology annotation, molecular function: manganese ion binding.